Sabethes cyaneus is the source of this 438-nucleotide messenger RNA. RefSeq names its product galectin-4-like. The record is from RefSeq and is a predicted model, not a curated record. Bases 1 to 438 code for a protein of 145 amino acids. The transcript has 3 exons. Gene Ontology annotation, molecular function: galactoside binding; carbohydrate binding. NCBI's taxonomy places the organism in Eukaryota, Metazoa, Arthropoda, Insecta, Diptera, Culicidae.
AUGGCAACGAUUCCAAUAUUCAAUCCGGCAUUACCAUUCUUAGGCGAAAUUCCUGGCGGGUUGUUUCCGGGAAAAAACCUUUACAUUCGCGGACAGGUAACCAGUGAUGAUAUGUUCAAUAUAAACAUACAAUCGGGUGCGGCAGUAAGCCCGCGUGACGACACACCGCUGCACAUAAGCCUGCGUCCGACUUGUAGGAGUGUCAUAUUUAACAGCUACGUGAACGGGUCAUGGCAACAGGAGGAUCGAGACAACAAGUUUCGAGUUGCUAAAAGCAAACGGUUUGAAAUGCUUAUCAAAGUUAAAAAAUCGCACUACACUAUCAAAAUUGAUGGAAAAAAGAUUUGCAAAUUCAAACACCGUCUUCCGGUAAAUAUGGCCAAGUUCAUUCACGUAGGCCAGGGCGGUGUGAUAGAAUCAAUCACUGAGAAGGUUUGA